AUGGGGAGCUACCGUAUUGAGGAGUCCCCGAACAAGCGGGCUGGUUGCUCUGUCAAAGCCUGCAAAGACCACAAAAUCAAGAUCCAGAAAGGCGAACUUCGUCUGGGAACCUGGGUUGAUAAUGAGCGCUUCCAGAGCUGGUCUUACCGUCACUGGGGAUGUGUCACUGUCAGGGUUCUUGCAAACAUUCUGGAAGCCAUUGAAGAAAAUGGUGAACCGAACUUCGACGUGCUAGAUGGAUUUGAGGAUCUGUCUGCUGAGAACCAGACCAAAAUUAAGGAGGCUAUCUUGAAGGGUGAUAUUGAUGAAGCUGACAAGACCGAUCACUCACUCCUUAAUGGAGCAGCCGGCGAGGAUGCGCAAAAUGAGGCCAGUGGUUCUCCCAAGAAGGCCAAGGCUGAUGCCAAAGCCAAGUCUAAGAAACGGUCUCGUGCACAGAGCGACGACGAAGAGGAAGUGCCCAGCAAGAAGACCAAAAAGACCAAAGGUGGGGCUACCGUCAAGGAAGAGCCUACCGAGGAAAAACCUUUGAGGAGCAACAGAGCACGCAAGGCCAUCAAAGAAGAGUCCCCCGGGGAAGAAGAACUGCCUAUCAAGCCAACUAAGAAGGCAAAAGGCAAGACCACUGUCAAAGAAGAGACUGAUGAGGAGAAGCCAGCAAAGCGCAGCAGGGCUCGCAAGACCAACGAAGAGACUGCCCAGUCAGGGAAGCCCGCGAAGAAGUCCAAGAAAACGGCAGCUACUGUUGAUGAUCAGAGUGAUGAGGAAGAGGUGGACGUCAAAGAAGAAAUAGAGACAGAAGUCCAACUACCAGCAAAAAAAGCUCGUGGCAAGGUGGCCGCUGCCAGCGGCGAAAAGCCCAAGCGCGGACGUAAGAAAAAGGUCGCUGAUGAUGAGGAAUGA
Molecule: messenger RNA, 903 nt
Organism: Talaromyces marneffei
Lineage: Eukaryota; Fungi; Ascomycota; Eurotiomycetes; Eurotiales; Trichocomaceae
Exons: 5
Coding region: 1-903 (300 amino acids)
Molecular function (GO): DNA binding; zinc ion binding
Source: RefSeq, a predicted model, not a curated record